CUCACAAGAUAGGGAAUCUCCAAGCUCAUUGGAGGAGACAUGGGAAUGAAAGCUGCAUUAAUCGUGGAAACUCGAAAUGACGGAUUCGAUUCCGACGGCGCUCUGUGGGCGAUCAAAAUGGUGGCUUGCGGCGGGCGGCAUCGCCUCUCCUUUCUCCGUGCCGAGAAACGAGAGAUGCUUCUUUUUUGUUGAUUUCCGCAGUGACUUCAACUUUAGAGCUUAGAAAUUUGAGAUGGGAGAGCUCAGCUUUGCUCCGCGAUCAGCCUUUGGUGGUUUCGCUCUAUAAAGAGUUGAAGUAUUCGGUGCCGAUGUUGAGGUUGAUUGAAGGAGGUGGUGUUUGGGGCGCGAAGCCCUAAUUUUUUUUUUUUAAUCCAAAUAUUGAAGCGUCUGGGAUCGUACUUUUGAUAUUUGAAAUGGGGAAUGUAAGUAGCUUCAGAGAAAGUGGAGAGGGUGGAAGCUCGCGCUCCCCAGCAGGGUCAGACGAUCUGAUGGGGCAGAGCCCGCCGCAAAGCCCUAAACGUGCAUCGCAGUCGCCUCUCCUCUUCUCUCCCCAGCUUUUUCUUCAGAUCCCAGUUACUCCACUGCAAAGACAAGAGGAGAUGCAAAGCAAUCAAGGAAUGUCAAAUUCUAGAAUGUAUGAUGAUGUCCUCGAUGAACAGGGGAUUCCAACAAUGAUCAACUGGAACCAUGGAGGCAAUGAAGUUUUUGUGGAAGGAUCGUGGGAUAAUUGGAAGACAAAGAAACCAUUGCAAAUGUCUGGCAAGGAUUUUACAGUCAUGAUGGUUCUUCCUUCAGGCUUCUACCAGUACAGAUUCAUUGUCGAUGGAGAAUGGAAGUAUGCACCGGACGUGCCAUGGAUGAAUGACUAUAUGGGGAAUGUCCACAACAUUUUGGACUUGAAGCCGUUUGUUCCAGAGAACUUAGGAGGGAUUGCUGGCCUUGAAACACCUCAGUCACCAGAGUCAAGCUACAACAACCAGCCCCUUGUUUCGGAGGACUUCAGCAAAGAGCCUCCACUUCUACCUCCGCAGCUCCAAGGCACUCUUCUCGACGCACCGGCCUCCGUUGAUUGCCCUUCCUCCCUUGCAAGGCUUCCCCAUGUGGUUCUAAACCAUCUCUACAUCCAAAAGAGCAGUAGUGGUCAGCCUGUGGUGGCACUAGCGAAAACUCAUAGAUUUCUCUCCAAGUAUGUCACUGUGACACUCUACAAGUCCCUGGCAAGGUGAGGAAAAGAAAGGUUGGUCUGCUUUAGUAAUCCCUGGGAUCGAUACUGAAUAAUUUUCUUGAUCUUGGUGUGAAAAGCCUCGAGCUCUUCCUAGUUUUGUAUUUUUGGGUAACAUGAGAUUACAAUUUAGCUAUGACAGACUGAACACACUUGUACUGCAGAUAAAUCAUCAAUUGUCCUUGUGUUGAUUUUUUUCUUCCA
Molecule: messenger RNA, 1426 nt
Organism: Zingiber officinale
Lineage: Eukaryota; Viridiplantae; Streptophyta; Magnoliopsida; Zingiberales; Zingiberaceae
Product: SNF1-related protein kinase regulatory subunit beta-2-like
Exons: 5
Coding region: 414-1226 (270 amino acids)
Molecular function (GO): protein binding
Source: RefSeq, a predicted model, not a curated record